CAUAUGUGCAGGCCACACACAUCAAGUACUAUUCAACACUAUGCAUACUUUCUUCUAACAUCUUCCCUCCACUUCUGCGUCAUUACCCGUCCUCAAAGAAUCCGCAUUUUGGUGUGGCUCCCAAAUUUCAUAAUUUUUGGACUGCAACCAAGAAUGAGCUUCAACCAUCGUUGCUGCUCCAAAUUCAAGUCUCAUUCAUUCAUCUGCAUUGUCACACUCACAUUAAUCUUGCCGUCCACCUUCGUGCAGUGCCAAUUCACUCCUCCCUCGUUUGGAUCUCCCACACAGCUAGCUUACGGAAAUCUUGAUAAUCUCACCUCCGCUCUCCUCUCCAGUAAACUCGUUCAAGAUUACAGCUUUUGCAUCCGAAAUAAGGAACGUGAAUGGAAUACAGCUUUCAAUUUUUCGUCGGAUUUGAGCUUUUUGACCGCUUGCAUCGCCAAAACCGGAGAUGCUACUCGACGCUUCUGCACAGCAGCUGAAGCUGAAAUCUAUUUUAGCAACUUGAAAAGUGGAGGGGAUUCCCUGAAGCUUAACAGGAACUGCAAUUCCUCCCAUUGGGUGGCAGGAUGUGAGCCAGGAUGGGCAUGUGGCCUAGACAAUGAUGAUCCAGUUGACCUAAAGAAUUCGCGAGAUAUACCACCUAGAGGCUCUGACUGUGAUACAUGCUGCGAGGGCUUCUUUUGCCCUCAAGGCCUCACAUGCAUGCUGCCCUGCCCGCUUGGUUCCUAUUGCCCACUUGCUACAUUUAAUGUCGCGACAGGCAGAUGUGACCCAUACAAGUACAAACUUCCAGCAGCAACACCGAAUCAUACUUGUGGUGGCGCAAACAUGUGGGCGGAUGCUCGCACGAACAGUGAGGUUUUCUGCUCUGCUGGUUCUUAUUGUCCAACGAGUAUCGAGCAAUUGCCAUGUAGUGAUGGGAAUUACUGUCCAAAGGGAUCUACUGAUGAGAAGCGGUGCUUCAGGUUGACCACAUGCAAUUCAAAAUCAGAGAGUCAAAAUAUUCAUGCGUAUGGAGUUAUGCUUAUUGCUGCAUUAAGUACUCUUCUAUUAAUAAUAUACAAUUGCUCCGACCAAAUUAUUACUACACGAGAAAGGAGAUAUGCCAAAUCGAGGGAAGCAGCUGCAAGAACAGUAAAGGAGAAAACACAAGCACGAGCGAGGUGGAAAGUGGCAAAAGAAGCUGCUAAAAAGCAUGCCAUUGAAUUAAGCUCUCAACUUUCCGGAAAAUUCUCAAGGAAGACCAUGCCAAAUCAGGAUCAAGUUAAAAUAUUGAACGACUUAGAGAGUGAAACAUCAGAUGGCUUUGAGCUGUCAAACGCUCAACCUGAAAGGAAGAGAACAGAAGCCAGCCAUUUGUUGGACAUACCCCAUGGAAAUGAAGAUAUCUAUAGUAGUUUUGAUGUUUCUGGUUCUGAGCAUUUGAAUAAAAACACCAAGAAAAAAAUUCCAAAAGAGAAAGAAAUUCAUACUCACAGUCAGAUUUUCAAAUAUGCAUAUUCACAACUUGAGAGAGAGAAGGCUCAGCAACAGCAAAACAAGAACCUCACCUUCUCGGGUGUGAUUUCAAUGGCGACAAGCAGUGAGACCAGGAAAAGGCCUCUGAUCGAGAUUGCUUUCAGAGACCUAAAUGUUAGUCUCAAAGGAAAACAUAAAACUCUUUUAAGAUGUGUCACUGGGAAGAUAAAACCUGGCCGCAUAACCGCCAUCAUGGGCCCAUCGGGAGCUGGGAAAACAACUUUUCUUUCUGCUCUGGCUGGAAAAGCAGUUGGAUGCAUGGUUAAUGGCAUGAUUUUAGUGAAUGGAAAGUCAGUUUCUAUCCACUGCUAUAGGAGAAUCAUUGGUUUCGUGCCACAAGAUGAUAUUGUACACGGAAAUUUGACUGUGGAGGAAAAUCUAUGGUUUAGUGCACGAUGCAGAUUAUCUGCAGAUUUACCAAAGCCGGACAAGGUUCUUAUCGUUGAAAGGGUCAUUGACUCCUUGGGGUUGCAGGGAAUACGUGGCUCCUUAGUUGGAACUGUGGAGAAACGAGGUAUCUCUGGAGGUCAGAGGAAACGUGUGAAUGUUGGCAUCGAGUUGGUGAUGGAACCGUCAUUGUUGUUCUUGGACGAACCCACCUCUGGCUUGGAUAGCUCGUCUUCCCAACUAUUUCUUCGAGCAUUAAGGCGAGAAGCAUUGGAAGGGGUAAAUAUCUGCAUGGUUGUCCACCAACCAAGCUACACACUGUUUCGGGCAUUUGAUGAUUUGAUUCUUCUAGCAAAAGGAGGCCUCACUGUCUAUCACGGACCAGUGAAAAGGGUAGAAGAGUAUUUUUGUGGUCUUGGCAUCGUGGCUCCAGAGCGUGUUAAUCCUCCAGACUACUAUAUCGACAUUUUGGAGGGUAUGGUGAAAGCAAGCUCGAACUCUGGCGUAAGUUGUACUGAACUCCCAGUUAGGUGGAUGCAACAUAAAGGUUAUCCUAUUCCUCCGGAUAUGAGAACUAGUGCUACCGCUGGAUCUGCCAUGCCUGCUAUCAACAUUGAUGAUCGCAGUCAUGACUUUGAUGAUUCUGUCCGGGAGGAACAUUCCUUUGCUGGGGAAGUGUGGCAAGAUGUUAAAGCGAAUGUGGAGAGGAAGCGUGAUGCGAUAAGGCACAACUUCCUAAGGUCGAUAGACUUAUCCUACCGAAGAACCCCAAGUGUUUUCCUGCAGUAUAAGUACUUCGUUGCUCGGGUUGGUAAGCAGCGACUACGAGAGGCAAAAACACAAGCAGUAGAUUAUCUGAUCCUGUUGAUUGCUGGGGCCUGCUUGGGCUCGCUCACUGAAGCGAAUGAUGAAACCUUCGGUUUUGGUGCUUAUACAUAUACGAUUAUUGGUGUUUCUCUCCUUUGCAAGGUCGCAGCUUUGAGGUCGUUUUCUCAGGAUAAGUUACAAUACUGGAGGGAAAGUGCUUCCGGCAUAAGCAGCCUAGCCCAUUUUGUGUCCAAGGAUACCAUUGACAUGUUCAAUACGAUCAUAAAACCCGUCGUCUAUCUCUCAAUGUUUUACUUCUUCAGCAAUCCACGGUCGUCCUUUGCAUUCAACUACGUUGUCUUGCUGUGCCUCGUCUACUGUGUAACUGGUAUUGCAUAUGCAUUGGCAAUUUUUCUUGAACCUGGUCCCUCUCAGCUGUGCUCGGUGCUACUUCCGGUGGUGCUGACCCUCAUUGCGACUCAAGUGAAUGCCACCAACAUUGUGAAAGACAUCGCGAACUUCUGCUAUCCGAAGUGGGCUCUGGAAGCAUUCGUCCUUGCAAAUGCUGAGCGGUACUACGGGGUGUGGCUGCUAACACGAUGUGGGGCGCUGCUGAAAUACGGCUACAACGUACAUCACUGGGCUCUACGCCUAUCGUUCUUGAUCAUGUGUGGUGCAGCUUUCCGGGUCAUUGCUUUCAUUGGCAUGGUAACUUUCCAAAAGAAGUAAAGUUUUUCAAGGUAAAUUGUAACAUUGGGGUUAGUAGCAAGUCUCCCAAAGCACGAUCCCGACCCGGACCCUGGUUCGGGUUCCAACACUGGAGCCAACUUUCGGAAGAAGCAAAUCCUGCAUCUGGUUAGCCUGCCUUCCUCACUGUACAUAGCUGGUGUUUUACUUGUUUGAGAGAGCAGGCUGCAUCAUAUGCAUGAGCCAUGGUGUGAUUUUUGGAGUGCUUUGUAGUAAAAGGUUAUAGUAUAUAUAUAUAGGAGUACUAAUUUGUAUUCAUUCAAGAUUGUACUGUCUUUAAUUAUUUUUGUGACACGCAUAUUACCUACUCAGUUAUAGUCUCACGAUUUUAUUUUGUGAUA
Salvia splendens (bonfire salvia) is the source of this 3803-nucleotide messenger RNA. Its product is annotated as ABC transporter G family member 24-like. Gene Ontology annotation, biological process: transmembrane transport. The transcript is spliced from 14 exons. The coding region runs from base 4 to 3444 and encodes 1146 amino acids. The record is from RefSeq and is a predicted model, not a curated record. Gene Ontology annotation, molecular function: ATP binding; ABC-type transporter activity; ATP hydrolysis activity. Gene Ontology annotation, cellular component: membrane. NCBI's taxonomy places the organism in Eukaryota, Viridiplantae, Streptophyta, Magnoliopsida, Lamiales, Lamiaceae.